UAGUAGUCUGUGGUUAUCUAUCUGUCAGACAAGCGUGCAUGGUGAUAACACGCACGCUUUGAGGUUAUAUCUCAAACACGCUUUAUUUUGCGACACUUUAUUUGUAAAUAAUGUCGUUCCGCGGUAGAGGUGGUGGCGGAGGCGGUCGAGGUGGUUACGGUGGCGGCGGCGGCGGCGGAGGUCGUUUCGGCGGACGGGGAGGCGGCGGCGGCCGAGGCGGCUUCGGCGGUCGCGGCGGCCGGGGCGGACGAGGCGGCGGCGGUGGCUUCAGACAGCAGGACCAAGGCCCUCCAGAGUCCGUCAUCCCCCUCGGACACUACGGCUGGACAGUACAAGACGACUUAGUAUGCAAGGUUGACAUAGAAGAUGUACCAUACUUCAACGCGCCCAUCUUCCUCGAAAACAAGGAACAGAUCGGUAAAAUUGACGAGAUAUUCGGCAACCUCCGUGACUACUUUGUGUCGGUUAAGAUGAGUGAUAACUUCAAAGCUAACAGUUUUAAAGAUGGACAGCAGUUUUACAUUGAUCCUGCAAAGUUGUUGCCUCUGAAGAGGUUCUUGCCACAGCCGCCUGGUGCGAAGAGGGGUGGCGGUCGCGGAGGCGGACGGGGAGGUCCUCGUGGUGGUCGUGGCGGCGGCGGGUUCGGCCGUGGUGGUGGCGGCGGCCGGGGCGGUGGUGGCGGCUUCGGUCGCGGCGGAGGCGGGCGCGGAGGCUUCGGCCGGGGUGGCGGCGGCGGCUACGGAGGCGGCGGCGGCGGCGGAUUCAACAGAGGAGGUGGCUUCAGAGGUGGACGAGGAGGCCGAUAGCCUUGUGGUGGUUAGACAAUGGAUAUGUGCAUUUAGAAAUAAGGACCUUGUGUUAUGUCUAUUGUUAAGGUUGACCUGUGAAGGGAUGUAUGAAAGAGAUGAUGUUAUGAGAAUAACUUGGUGGAUAUAUCUGUUAAUGUUUGGUUA
Molecule: messenger RNA, 953 nt
Organism: Helicoverpa armigera (cotton bollworm)
Lineage: Eukaryota; Metazoa; Arthropoda; Insecta; Lepidoptera; Noctuidae
Gene: Gar1
Product: probable H/ACA ribonucleoprotein complex subunit 1
Biological process (GO): ribosome biogenesis; snoRNA guided rRNA pseudouridine synthesis
Cellular component (GO): box H/ACA snoRNP complex
Molecular function (GO): box H/ACA snoRNA binding
Source: RefSeq, a predicted model, not a curated record